GGCCGCCCCAGUUCCUUCCGGAUUCAGGAGAAGGCGGGCGAUGGUGUCUCCGGGUUCGUGUUGGAGAAGGAAGUUUGUUUCUUUUUAAUGCGAGAGAAAGCAGGGAAGCCGUCGGAGGACCGCUAUGAGCCGCCAUCCCCGUCUGAAUGCCCUGUGGCUGCCCGCCGUCUUGUGUCUGGUGUUUGGGUCUCCAGGGUCGGGUGCGCGGAGACCCUCGCCUCAUCCUGGAGAGCAGCACCGGGGAAAGCAUCGGCUGCACUACGAAAGUCUGGGUUCUGUUCUGUCAGACUAUGACAUUCUUUCUGUGUCCAGUAUCCAACAACACUCUGUAAGAAGAAGAGACCUGCAGCCCGAGUCCCAUAUAGAGCGACUCCUGAGCUUUUCAGCAUUGCAUAGACAUUUUGAACUAUACUUAACAUCAUCAGUAGAACGUUUUCCAAAAAACUUUCAAGCGCUUAUAGUGGAUGGCCAAGGCAAGGAGAGAGAGUAUCAUGUACAAUGGCAAGAAUUUUUCACAGGACAUGUUGUAGGUAAGAGGCAUUCCAAAGUCAUUGCACAUAUAAGUGAAGAUGACUUCACAGCAAGAAUUAAUACUGAUGAAAAAGAAUAUAAUGUUGAGCCCCUAUGGAGGUUUCUUAAUAAUUCAAAGGAUGAAAGACUUCUGGUCUACAAAUCGGAAGAUAUUAAGGAUGUCUCCCGCUUGCAAUCUCCGAAAGUGUGUGGCUAUGUUAAUUUAGAGGAUGAAAACCUGUUGGGUGUUGGGAUGAAUGAUAGAACAUCAAAUGAAAUGAAAGUCUCUCGGCGAAAAAGAACUGUUCCGGAUCCCUUGAGGAAUACCUGCCGGAUGUUAGUAGUAGCCGAUCAUCGCUUCUUUAAGCACAUGGGCCGUGGGGAAGAAAGCACCACGAUUAAUUACUUAAUUGAAUUAAUAGACAGAGUGGAUGACAUAUAUCGCAAUACCUCGUGGGAUAAUGAAAACUUUAAAGGAUAUGGCAUACAGAUAGAACAGAUUAUUGUUCACAAUGCACCUGAGAAUGUAUCUGCGGGGCAAAAACAUUAUAAUAUGGCAAAAAGUCAUCCGAAUGAGGCGAAGGAUGCUUGGGAGGUGAAGGAGCUGCUGGAGCAAUUCAGCUACGAUAUAGCAGAGAAGGCAGCUUAUGUGUGCCUUGCUCACCUCUUUACAUACCAAGACUUUGAUUUGGGCACUCUUGGACUGGCUUAUGUCGGCUCUCAAAGGCAAAACGGCCAUGGUGGUAUCUGUCCAAAAGCUUAUUACAAUACGGCUGCUGGGAAGGAUGUGUACCUCAACAGUGGCUUAACCAGCACAAAGAACUAUGGCAAAACUAUCCUCACUAAGGAAGCAGACUUGGUUACUACUCAUGAGCUGGGGCACAACUUUGGGGCAGAACAUGAUCCCGAUAAUAUGCCAGAGUGUGCCCCAACUGAAGAUCAGGGAGGAAAAUACGUUAUGUAUCCAAUUGCUGUGAGUGGGGAUCAUGAAAACAACAAGAUGUUUUCGAACUGCAGUAAACAAUCCAUCCUUCGAACUAUUGAAACCAAAGCUCCGGAGUGCUUCAAAGAGCACAACAACAAAGUGUGUGGCAACUCCAGAGUAGAUGAAGGCGAGGAGUGUGACCCCGGCCUCUUGCAUCUGCACGUUGACCCUUGCUGCACAUCUGAGUGCAAACUGAAACCAAAUGCAACAUGCAGUGAUCGUAACAGCCCCUGCUGUAAAGGAUGCCUGUUUGAAAGCGCGCUGAAGAAGUGCCAAGAAGCUAUCAAUGCUACUUGUAAGGGGGAGUCGUAUUGCACAGGCAAUAGCAGUGACUGUCCUCCUCCUGGGAAUGCUCCGGAUGACACUGUCUGCGUGGAUUUGGGAAAGUGCAAAGAUGGAGGAUGUGUACCAUUCUGUGAGAGGGAAAAGAACCUCCGUUCAUGUGCUUGUAAUGAAACGGACCACUCCUGUAAGGUCUGCUGUCGUGAUGAUCAUGGGAGAUGCAACCCAUAUGUUGAUGCCAACCAGAAUUUCUUGUAUUUGAGGAAGGGGAAGCCGUGCACUGUGGGAUUCUGUGACAUGAAUGGUAAAUGUGAGAAGCGAGUUCAGGAUGUGAUUGAACGACUUUGGGUUUUCAUUGAUCAACUUAGCAUUAACACAUUUGGAAAGUUUCUUGCAGACAACAUAGUAGGAUCAGUGGUUGUUUUCUCCUUGCUAUUUUGGAUUCCUCUGAGCAUUCUUGUACAUUGUGUGGACAAAAAACUGGAUAAGCAAUAUGAAGAGAACACUAAGUCUCUGUUUGGUCCCAGUAAUGUGGAGAUGCUCAGCAGCAUGGACUCAGCCUCGGUCCGAAUUAUCAAACCAUUUCCCACUGCACCAUCGACAAGUCGUCACCAGCCCCUGCAGCCAGUGGUGCCGGUGCCAGUGCCUGUGACAGCUGUGGCCCCCAAACUGGAUCACCCAAGGAUGGACACCAUUCAAGAGGACCCAAGCACAGACUCUCACAUGGAAGAUGAUUGUUUCGAGAAGGAUCCUUUCCCAAAUAACAGCAUAACUGCCAAAUCAUUUGAGGACUUGACAGAUCACCCUGUCACAAGGAGUGAGAAGGCAUCAUCCUUCAAACUACAAAGGCAACACAGAAUAGACAGCAAGGAAACAGAGUGCUAGUCUAUCUCUCUGCUUUAUGGACUUCUGACUCAUCUCUCUGCUUUAUGAACUUUUGCCUUGUGCUCUUUGAUCUAAAGCCAUUUCAUUACUGAAAUACAGUGUGUGUGUAUAUAUGUGUAAAUAGAUAGAUAUAUAUUAAGAAAGGGAAAUAAGGAAGUGACUUAUUGCAGAUGCUGGCCAUGUGUAUGAUCUUCCUUAGUUUCAGUAUUUGAGAGUCUACUUAAAGAAACAGAACUAAAGCCUCAAAGUUUAUUGAAUCUUUUUGAUUUUUUUUUCUAUAGACUUGAGUUGAACAUUUCCUUCAGGCUGUGUUGUAGAGGCAUAAUCUGCCCAACGCUAGACUGUACAUGUUAAUAUUUUUUAUAAUGUACUGUUUUAUAGUGGAACAGCACUGACAGACAGUUUUCUUCUUAAUAUGGAAGCUCCGACCCAGUUUUAGUUAGUUUUAACUGACUUCAGCUGGAAUGGGGCCCAAGCAUUUAGUGACUUCUUAGAUCAUAGGUGUCAAACUCGCGGCCCUCCAGAUGUCAUGGACUACAGUUCCCAUCACCCCCUGCCAGCAUCAUGCUGGCAGGGAAUGAUGGGAACUGUAGUCCAUAACAUCUGGAGGGGCGUGAGUUUGACACCUGUGUCUUAGAUCACCGCAUUUGGCGAUUGACAUACCCAAAUAAUUCAAAACGGUAUUUUUAUUUUAAAUGAGGAUGAACAAGUUGACAGUUGAGGUUUCGAAGGUGCAGAGCGAAUGUGCAUGUUUGGUUGGGGGGUGGGACUGAUGUGGAUUCCGCACAGCAUAUUUAUAAUGAGUUGCAAUCAUUAUAAAUGAACUAGUUUUGCCUAAGGGAUUGCAACUCCUUAUAAAUAUGCUGUGCGGAAUCCACAUCAGUGUGACAGGGAGCAGGGCAGCAGUGAAGUGUUUUAAGUGCAGACCUGAUGAGUCUCAGAAUAUUUUCAGAAUACUUUCCUGGUAAUUGGGCUUUGACAACUUUUAAGCCCAUUGAUUUCAGUGGGACUUGGGAGGUAUAACUAUGUCCUUGAUAGUGGUCUGUUACAAAGCAAAAUGCAUGCUGUUGACUCCUUCAGCUGGGGUAGAGAGGAGAUUAUUAUUUUGGGACACGGUUAAGUUUUUGGCUAGCAGGCGUUUAGGGAUAAAAAUUAGGGCUGUCGAUCAUGGCUUUCAUGUGAUAUAAAUCCAGAAACCACAUGUGUAAUAUGUAGACACCCGCUUGUUUUGAGUUGCAGUCCAUUUAGAACUGUGUUUAGGCCGCCCUAAAUUCAGUGAAAAUUACUUAGGAAUCAUGCUCUCUCAGUUCUUUUCUUUGGCCCCAGCACAAUGGGGGGUGAUUCCCUGGGGGAAAAUACUGCUAUUCUCUCUUCCCUUACCCUAUCCAGGCAGCACAACUGGUAUGGAUAGUUUUGAUCCUUAUCCAGAGACACAAUGAAUUCACAGACAGACUGCGACCGUGGUGUAGAGAGUACACAUACCUUAUUCUCCACCUGGAUUGGAGCAGAUGUUAGUAGAAACACAGAGACCAUAACAGAAUGAAAACAAUGUAUUUCUGCUUUUUUGUUUUGUUUUUUUACAAUUACUUUAUCAUACUUGUAUCAUAAGUUUCAUUUGUAUAAAACAUGAGCUGGAUCGAAUGUCUACUUCAAGUAUAAAGAUCCCAUGGCCUUAAUUAUGAAAGAGACUUUUGUAUUUUUGUAUCUGGUACAAAUUAACCAAACCUGUGAAAAAUGUGCGUCUUCUGUGGAUAUUUGUUACACUAAUACUUGAAUGUGUGCCUUUGGGGUAUUUUUUUCUAUAACCUAGUAAUUUUAGAUUUCAUACAUAGUAGUAAACUAUGAGACAAGUGUAAAAACUCCCUAAACAAAUAAAAUCAUUUUUACAGAG
Messenger RNA from Sphaerodactylus townsendi, 4553 nucleotides. RefSeq names its product ADAM metallopeptidase domain 17 (gene ADAM17). Gene Ontology annotation, cellular component: plasma membrane. The record is from RefSeq and is a predicted model, not a curated record. Gene Ontology annotation, molecular function: metalloendopeptidase activity. NCBI's taxonomy places the organism in Eukaryota, Metazoa, Chordata, Lepidosauria, Squamata, Sphaerodactylidae. The transcript is spliced from 19 exons. Gene Ontology annotation, biological process: membrane protein ectodomain proteolysis; Notch signaling pathway. Bases 125 to 2662 code for a protein of 845 amino acids.